CGCCCCUUCAUCGCCUGUCUGAACGUCGCGGAAAAAAAGCAGCAUCGGCUGCCGUUGGGGGAAGAGAGUAAAUAGAGAGAGAAGCCUCAAGAUGGCUGACUCGCAGGGCAGUAUUCACCUCUCUGGAGCUGCCUCUCUUGCUACUACUCCUACUGUAACCUCCGUUCAAAGCGCGCUCGGCAAGCCGACCGAGGCGAAAGGAACCCUUGACAACCACUCCCAGUCUUCUCGUGAUUUCAACCAGCCGCCGCCGCCCAAGAAGGUCCGAGUCGAAGAGAGGAGCGUUAAACCCAAGAAACUCAACAGGGACGGAGGAGUGGGAGGCAACGGUAGCGGUAAAGAGAAACUCCAGCAGCACACGAAGCUGCAGAGUUAUGGGAACAGCUCGGGCUUGUGGAGCUGUAGUCCGGUUAAGACGGCCACCAGCAGCAGCAACAACAACCCGUCUUCGGUGGGUGCUACUGGUGGGUCCCAGACACCGAUAACCCAUCACAAAGUCUUUAAACAGAGCGAUUUCUUCCUCCAUAAGGCACCUUCUUCCUCCAAAUCCAAGAAACUAAGUAAGGAUAAACAGCGAGAGAAAGAGAGGGAAAAGGGGAAAGGAGGCGGAGAGGAGAAAAAGAAACAUAAACUGUUGUUGACCUCCGGAUCUGGGACUACUGUUAAUAACGACGUCGGUAAAUUUAAUAACAUUUCUGCAGCGAAGAAAGAAAAUGGAGAUGUCACGUUGCCACCAAAAGAUCACUCCACCAAGGACAAGGCGAAGGAGAGGGAGCGAGAGGAGAGGGAGAAGAAGAAGGUCAAAGAGCGAGAGAAAGAAAAGGAGAAGAAGAAGCACAAAGUGAUGAAUGAGAUCAAGAGGGAGAAUGGAGAAGUCAAGCAGCCGAUUAAAGAUGACAAAGAGAAAGCCAAGAUCAACUCAGAGGAGCUGCAAAUCAAAAAAGUGAAGAAGAAAAAGAAGAAGAAACACAAAGAAGGGGAGAAGCACAAGCACGUGAAGAUGUACCACCGGUCCUGCCAAACCAUCUGUGCUGGCCUGCUUCUCCUCCCUCCCUCCUCCACGUCCCCCACCUCGUCUUCCUCCCCCUCUGAAAUAAAACACGACUCCUCCCUAUCUUUAUUUAAGUCCCCUCUACCUGUUUAUCCUCCACCUAACAACAAAAGCUCCCAUCUCCCGCCCUCCUCUCCUUCGAAAUCUCACCUGAACUCUCUUCACAACUCACUUAACUCUCCGUUGCCGUCCACCACGUCACCUCUUUCCUCCCCAACCAAACACCAACCGCAAUGCUCGUAUCCCGGUAUGGCGGAUCUGGAGUUUGCCUCGUACAUUCACGUAGAAAACCAGCCUAACGGAGGCGCCUUAGUGGCUCACGCCUACACGUCGCAGCUCUCCUCUCUCUCAGUGGACCAGAGGGAAAGGUUUGCUCAGGAGUUUGUCACGUUGGUGUUCAGUGAGGACGCGUCCCAGGCUGCUCGUUAUGUCAUGGGAAUCGUCCACGGAGAAGCCAAGUACCUGCCGGACUUUUUGGACUACUUCUCAACCAAGUUUCCGUCGGCUCCGGUGAAAAUGGAAAUAAUUGGAAAGAAAGACAUAGAAACCACGACUAUGGCUAAUUUCUACUCUCAGGUGAAGAAAACCUACAGUCAUGGCACAUACAGAGCUGGGGCCAUGAGACAGAUUAGCCUGGUGGGAGCUGUGGACGAGGAGGUCGGCAAUUAUUUCCCAGAAUUCCUCAGCAUGCUGGAAGAGUCACCUUUCCUCAAGAGGACUCUUCCAUGGGGAACGUUUUCCAGUCUGAGGCUGAUGAGUCCCACAGAGAGCGACGACGGUCCUAUAAUGUGGGUCAGACCAGGAGAGCAGAUGAUACCUGUAGCUGAUAUACCAAAGUCUCCUUUUAAAAGAAAACGCUCCGCAAAUGAGGUGAAGAACCUGCUUCAGUCCCUGCCCAGGACCAGCGAGCCCAGAGAGAUGCUGUUCGAGGAUCGGACGCGAGCCCACGCCGAUCACAUCGGACAGGGUUUCGAGCGCCAAACCACAGCGGCCGUGGGGGUGCUGAAGGCCGUAUGCUCCGUAGAAAGCUUGGAGCCUCCUCGUGUAACCAAAGAUGUUGUGUGUUUCCACGCUGGUGAUUUCCCUUAUGUAGUUCAGAGGCUGCAGUUGGACUUACAUGAACCCCCGCUGUCUCAGUGUGUGCAGUGGGUGGACGACGCCAAACUAAACCAGCUGCGGCGGGAAGGCAUUCGUUAUGCUCGCAUCCGCCUGUGCCACGAUGACAUCUACUUCAUCCCCCGCAAUGUGGUCCACCAGUUCAAGACAGUUUCUGCUGUCUGCAGCCUGGCAUGGCAUGUCCGCCUCCUGCAGUACCACAAGGGAGAAGGGGGGGAGGAGGAGCAGAAGGAGAAGGUUGAGCUGAAAGUGGAAGAGACUGAAUCGGUUUUUGAAGGGGAAAAGGAGGAUGAGAAGAAGAGGAUAAAGGAGGAGGAUGUUGAGGUUGAGGUGGCAGAAAGCAGGUCUUCCCCUCUGCCAGCUUCCUCUUCAUCCCUGACGAGUGUCAAGCCUGCAGUGGAAUCUCUUCUCUCCACGCUUCCUCCUUCUUCUCAGCCUCUUCCUUCCUCGGAGUCAGAUCAACCGAAGGACAAAGACUCGCUCCCCGUCACAGACACACGGACACAGGGGUGGUCACAGGGGUCGCCCACUGUGGAUGUAAAGACACACCCCUCCGAAAUCAACACAUGGACUUACACAGGGAUCGACAUACGGACACAAACACGCCCAGAGGCGCAGACUCACACUUUAGACUCAGACUCCAGGACAUCCGUGGAUUUGCCAAUACAUCCGCCACAGGACGUCUCGAGGCAAGGAAACUACAUGCAGCAAUACACACCCCAGCAUCUCCCACCUCCUCCCCUCCCUCAGAUGCUUCCCCUCUCUUUCUCCCCUCUCCUGCCGCAUUCCCACAUCCCUCACAGACCUCCAGGGCUCCCCCAAAACACCCUCUCCAGUCCUUCCCUUCCCACACAGCCUCAAACGCUAAACUCUUUUCUCACCCAGAAAGCACCGCCACAUUCGGUCCACCUGAGCCCGCUUCACCUGCAUCACCAACCAAAUAUCACCACACAGUCCCAGCCGUACUUCCAGCCCCCACUAAUGGCCUCCCCUCCUCUAAGCUCCCCCCUCACUAACACCCAGUCUCUCUCCCCUCACCUUUCCCAUCCACACCAGUUCGCCAAAACCUUCUUCCCCGCCCAGCAUCCCGGCUUCACCUCCCACCCCUUCCUCCCCCCUCAGCCUUUCCUCUCGCAGCCGCCGGGUGCUUACCCCCUACAACCGCAAUACCAGACCUCAGCAUCCAUGCAGGUUCAGCUCUCCCUGUCACAGUCUUUCCCUCACCCACCUCCUCCUCCACCGCCAUCCUCCUCCCCACACCCCCCUCCUCCCCCGCUUCCUCCUCACCCACCACCUCAACCUCGCCCUGCUGUUUUCCCCCCACCCCCAAACCACGAAGAGGAGCCGAAGCAGAUUUUAUAGUAGUAUUUUGUACGUAAUGAAACUCUUUUUAAAUGACUGUAUACGUAUAAGGUUUCAUUUUGGUUGUGCUGUUGUAAAACAAUGUAAAAUAAAUAACUAAAGAGGGAGAAAGCAGACACAGUAUCAUAGUUUAUCAAGCAGCGUUGGACUCGAUAUAACCCAGACCUCUGGACUGAACUGGCUUAGAUUGUACAGAUGCUUUGGUCGUGCACAGGUUAAAAAGUGUGAUGGAGAAUUCCUUUCAUUUACAGGUAGCUUUGGCCUUUAGCCAUCUGAACUCUGAAGGAGAGAUUAUUCAGGCUCAAAUGAGCCCUGUCGUCUGCCAAACUGCUGUCUGGCACUGGUUUUUUUUGUUUUGUUUUUAAGUGAAGUGAGCAUAAGUCCUUUCAAACAUCAGAUUAUCUGUGAGCCUGUCAGAUGUAGGAAGAGAAGAUUUCUCCAGACUUGUGUCAGAUAUUUAUAUAAAUAUAGAAUAAAGGUUGUAAGUGUGGCCUUUUUGUGAAACUUGCAGCUAAUGCUUCCAUUUUUGUGGCUUUUUUUUUCUCGUAUGUUCUCCGUGCCCAAGACUGUUUCUGAAAUAAUGAUGGAUCACCGCUGGUGUAUUGAUUUAAUGUUCCUACACUUCAUUACUGUACUGUACUAUACAGUCUAUCACAGUACUUUUCCCUAAUAUUGUAUUUAGAGCUAUAAUGUUGCUGUAGUUUUUUUAAUGCUACUCAACAUUAUCUGAGCUCCAGCAUGCAGUAGAACUGCAUUCAGUCAGGCCACUAAGAGUCACAUUUUCAAAGUACUGAGGUUGUCCUGUGCUGGCUGCCCUUAACGCCACAGUGGGCUCUUUGUGUAAUUUUGCUGCUUUUCUUUUUUUGUUUUUCGCCCGUCUCCUGGAUGUGUGCCAGGGUUUCCUAAUUUUGAGAACAAGUUUUGUGAACAAACUCGACCCAGGGCCUCCAGAAGUCUCAGGAAAACGCAUUCAGGGCACAUCCUGAACCUCGAAUUUUAUCCCCUUAACCGGAUCUGUGUGUUUUAUUAACAAGCAGCUACGAUGACAGCUCACUGUGAGCUAGGAUUCAAAGAGCAAUAUCAUACAGAUGCAGCAUAGCCAAGACAUCCCAAACGUGACUCACCACAGCAGUUUUAGUGCGUGUGAAAAUGCAGUUGGUAUUAUUGUGGAAACUUUGAGUCGAGACUUGCAGAUUCCAUUAGAUUAUCCACAGAGCAAUUUCAGGUUCUUCCAAGACUGUAACUUCAGUGCAUUCAGGCUCACUUUUUAUUUAUUUUUUUUAAUUUACACUUCGAAAACAGACGGUACGCUGUCAAGAGCUUGUUUCCAAAGCACUAUUUAUCUAUUUACCUGAAGUCUGCUUUCUCUACAGUGUGGAGUCUAUGAAAUGUUUUAUUUAUGAACCACAGACUGAAGUGUUUAAAAGUACAGUAAAUUAUUUUAUGUGGAAUUUUUAGCAGCGCCUAUGAAGAAUAUAUGUUUCUCCAAAUAUCUGAUCAUGAGAGUCUGUCUCGGUGCAUGUCACAGAGUUGUAUAUCUUUGUUGGUGUCUUGAUUUUGUUUCGUCUUUUUUGUUUUUUACUAUCGAUAUUGCUAAUGUAGCCCACAUUUCCCCAGUGCCUGUCCUUAACUGUGAAAUACUAAAUGGUCCAGAGACAUACAGUGAAGGGGUCUUAGUUUUAACUGGAAAAUCAGAGCAAAGCCUUAAAUUGGUGUCUAAAGCCGCUGAAAGCUCUCCAAACAUCU
Neolamprologus brichardi is the source of this 5275-nucleotide messenger RNA. The record is from RefSeq and is a predicted model, not a curated record. Lineage: Eukaryota; Metazoa; Chordata; Actinopteri; Cichliformes; Cichlidae.